Messenger RNA from Porites lobata, 3684 nucleotides. NCBI's taxonomy places the organism in Eukaryota, Metazoa, Cnidaria, Anthozoa, Scleractinia, Poritidae. The record is from the annotation of a GenBank genome assembly.
AUGUCUAUUAGUGUUGUUGCAAAUGCACGCAUGGGGUAUUUUUUUUUAAUCAAGUAUAUUCCAAAACUUGUGAUAAUUUCGGCGCAUAAAAAAGUUGCCAAGCUAAGUUUGUUGUUGCGAUAAGUGUAUGAAAAAUUUGGGGGCUGCGCUCCCGGCACAAGUUCGUCGGUAGUACUAAGUUGGAUUUAUUUAUUUAUUUAAAUCAGGAAAUUUACACACAAUUUUAACAGCAGCUAAAAGAAAGAAAGAAUCAAAAGAAAAAGGAACAAAAGCAAUGAAGAGACUUGGUUACGUGUCAUGUGUGUGCGUGUGCGGUGUCAAGAAUAGCAAGAGGUGAUAUUUCCAUUCUUUCUUAAACUUACUAUAUAGAGGACACUUACAAGAGUUCAAAUCUUUGAACCAGAGAAUUUAAAAGAACUUUUUUAUCUAAAUUAGUGAAUACUCUCGGUCUAAAAAGCUAGGUUUAUUCGUAAAUUUUGUACUGUUAUAAUUGUACAUAUGAGAGAGCAAAGUUAGGACACCAAAGAAGACAUUUGCAAUGCUAUCGGUUUCAUUCUCAAUCUUAUGUGUAACUAAGGCAGCAAGUUAAGUUAUCUAUAUUUGAGACAUAUUAUCUAAUCCAACACUUCCUAAGAACUUGCAUUAAAUCGGGAGCGGCACGUUACCUAACAUGUGUAAAGAAGAUGGUUUCACAGACACUUAUGUUGCUUAAGAUCAGAAUACAAUUUAGUCUGGUACUGCUGGCACAGCCCCAAAAAGUAAUUUCAUAGCUUAAAUACGGAUAUAUCAAAGCACAAUAUAUUUGUUUCAGCAUAUUAAAAAAGAACAGCGAAAAGCAUAUCGCUAUUAUAGGUAAUGGUAAUACCUAAACAUGGAUGAGUUGCCAGAGUCAAUGCAGACAUUUUCUGACCAAUAAGAAUUUUGGAUUCUUUCGUGUUCGAUACGUCACGGACCCCUUCAACUUGUCUCAACUUGGAACUUAUGGAAAGUAAACACAAUGAUAAAACUCCUUUUAAUUGUUCAAUUAAUAAAUGAUUAAACCAAUAGGAACUCUCGCCUGAAACCUGUACUAAGACACGUUUUUUCGUUAUGUUAACUAGGCUAGAAGAGGACAUAAAAGCUCCUGGUUGUUAAGGAUUUGUCAUUCAUCAUCCAGUGACUACAGCCUUUCAACUACAAGGUUGGUAUUUAAUAGUAUGUUAUCAAAGUAGUCUCUAGCUUUUUUAUCUGUCUACUUAUACUUUUACUAAGAGUUCGAUUUUGUUCGUUUUUCUUUUGUUAGUAAAGUAAAGUGUAAGAAUUAUUUUUAAAACCGUAUCUUUGUUUGUUUUUUUCGGCCUAGAUGGGCACGUCGAAAAAUUUCCCUUUUCCGAGUCUUUUGACUACGUGGAAGAUAUAAUUUUUGCACACGAUUUAAUACAAAGGGGAAUAGUCUCUUUUAACGUGGUAUAAGUCACUUCAUAUUACAAGGCUGAGUGAUAAAGAUAGUAUAUCAUUGAGAGCAGGCGAUUGGAUGAACUUUGAGUCUGUUCAUGUUUUCGCAGAGUUUACAAUCAUGCAAUCCUAUGUGAAGAUACCGCUGGCCACUACGUUAAGCUUACUGCUGUUACUACUGAUCACCUUUUGUUCUGCAAACGACAACAGCAGCAAACCACGUGACAAGGUGAGUUUGUUUAAUGAAAACAUAAGCAGUCGGGAGGUUUUCAGUUAAAGUAAAUUGUGGUAAGAUAAAUGAAAAGUGAUACACCUGAACGAGCUUUUUACCUACAAGGAUCAAAGGAAAUGGUUGACUUAUAGAUUGUCAGAAUGUUUGUCCAAAAUGAGAGUUUCUGCGUUCUUUUCCAUCUAAACAUUAGAAAAUAUUUCGAGGAAUAUUUCCUCACCAAAACUCAGUCAAGCUUUUUAACAAGUUAGAUUGGCUACCUAUAGAUGAUAUUAUACGUAUUAGGAAGCUUUAUAUGCUUCAUAAAAUAAAUCAAGGACAUUGCCGGCUUGUUUUAAUAAAUAUAUUGAACAUAUAAGUAACACCCAUAAUCAUAACACGAGAUCCGUUUCCAAUAACAAUAUUACAACACCAGCUUGUAAAAGGAACUCUGGCCUUCGAACGUUUCACUCAAGCGCUUGCCGUUUGUGGAACGCUCUUGAUCCCGAACCUAAGACAUUCUCCCAUACUAAUUUUAAAAAUUACUUAUUUAAUCUUUACCGUAGUUUGAUUUCUUCUCUUGAUCAUUUUAAGAUUUGUAAAACCUUUUAGUUUCAUUGGUAGUCAAUUAAUCAAUAUUGUAUUAAUAGUAGUUUAUUAUGUAAUUUUAGUUGGUAGAUUAUAUUGGUAGUUAAUUAAUUAAUCGAUACUUUUUAUUACUUUAAUUGUAGGAGGGCCAUUAUGAAAACUACUGGGUGACCAGUAAUCAAUGUCUUUACCCUCGUUAAAUAAAGUUAUUACUUACUUACUUACUUACUUAAGGAUGUUUAAGCAAAACAAAUUGGUCCUACAGGGUGAUAAUGUAUGUUGCCUUUUAAGACUUUUAAUAUUCUUUUAGAGUACACGUCAGCAGACCUCAUUAUAUGGUUCCUUUGGUCAUGGUGGGUGUUUCUGUGCUCCAGGAAUCCCAGGCAUCCCAGGAGGCCCUGGACCCGCGGGAACAGCAGGUGUUGCGGGAUCACCUGGCAAUCAUGGACCUGAAGGACCCAUGGGCCCACGAGGAAACAAAGGCGAUGAAGGGGCCCGUGGAAAACAGGGACCACCAGGUCCCAAAGGAAUUAAAGGUCCACCCGGUAACAAAGGUGAAGCAGGUCCUCGUGGCCCCAAGGGACCUCAAGGACCCUCAGGUUCAGCUGGUUCCCCUGGAAACAAGGGUGAUACAGGUGCUCGUGGAAGUCAAGGUCCCCCAGGUCCCAAGGGACCUCAAGGACCCUCAGGUUCUGCUGGAUCCCAUGGAAACAAGGGUGAUACAGGUGCUCGUGGAAGUCAAGGUCCCCCAGGUCCAAAGGGUGCUCCAGGAUCGUUGGGUCGUAAUUUAAAACAGUGCGUUUUCAAGAAUCUAAACGAUGGAAGGGACUCUGGAUUGAUCAAGGUAAAGACUCAGUUUGCAGAUAUAGAUCAGUGAUGUAAACCUGCAGUAACUUGGAGGAAAACUAAGGUCAAUUUUGAAAAAGAAAUUCAUUUACUUUUUAAUUUAUUAUGGAGAAAUUUAAUUUUCUAACAGUAAAACUGGAAUCCAUGACAGCCUUCAGCAUUGUUCAUUACGGUCAAAAGUAUAUUAGUCUAGUUGCUUUAUUUUGGUUUGUAAGUUGCUGAUUUUUUCUAUUCUAUUUUCAAAGGAAUGUAUUUUCAAGAAGAUGUCAGAUAAUACCGGGCUUCGCGUUUUCUGGAAUGGCAACCUUCGCCUCGAAGGCUGUGACAACUGCUGCAGGAGAUGGUAUUUCACUUUUAACGGUGCAGAGUGUUCAGCUCCAGCAGCCAUUGAUGGUGUAGUCUACAUGAGGUUUGGAAGGGGCAGCAGACAUAAGAAUUUGCACCGCCCACGUCACAUUGAAGGAAUUUGUGACAAAAUCCACAAGGGCACUGUACGCGUGGGUUUCUGGGUCGGCAAUUGUGCUGGUUACGGAUCCGCUGAUGCUGACAACGGCUGGAACUCAGUUUCCCGGAUCUACGUGGAAGAAGUACCUCCCCCACAGCCUUAA